Serpula lacrymans var. lacrymans S7.9 is the source of this 1012-nucleotide messenger RNA. RefSeq lists its product as uncharacterized. Lineage: Eukaryota; Fungi; Basidiomycota; Agaricomycetes; Boletales; Serpulaceae. The coding region runs from base 525 to 773 and encodes 82 amino acids. The record is from RefSeq and is a predicted model, not a curated record. The transcript is spliced from 6 exons.
ACGGCCUUUUUGCAGUGCAUCUGGAGGUAUUUCUGUGAGCGCGGAGGUGCGGUGAUGGUGGAUGUGGAGACUAGCCGAGAAUUCAGUUGCUGGGGGAUGUGUGGAUAGCCAAUCCCGGGUGAUCGGAGCUUUGGAUCCGUGCGCUGCAGACGGUGUUGUCUCGUUCCUGUGACCCCGCAUUUCUACUAAAAUACCACUUAGACACGUCCGUUUCCGAACAUACUACACCGAAUCCCUAUACUGUCUCUCUUUCCCGCUUCUGUCCUGUCACAUCGUGUCUGAUCUCUCUUCAUGGUCUUGUGACUCUCCUCCAGUCUUUGCCCAUCAAUUAACCUCUACAAAUCCUUCUCUUAUUUACUCUAUAUCCGGUCCCUCAUCUAAUUUUCACUAUAAAACCCCCUCCCUCCUUGACACCAACACAUUCCCCCCACUUUACUUUCCUCGCCGUCCUUUCUUUCUCUCUCCCCGCAUUUACAUUCCCACAUCUUCACCCCUAUAGCUGUCCGCCACACACAUAUUUUGGGAUGUGCAACCUAGAAACCGAAGGAACAAAAUAUGGCUGCGGGCAUUACAAAGUGACGAAGAAAGUGAGGAAGCUAGACUGCAUGAGUCCUUACUGCAUCCAUUCGUCUCGGCACCCAAGUUAUUGUCCAGACUGCCACUGUGACCGAUUUUUCGGUCCGGAUGCAAAAGAGACGAUCACUCUCACUACCAAAGAAUACUGCACAUCUUGUCAGUACUGGUUCAAAGGCGGCGCGCAACAACGUCGAUAGCGUUGGCGCCAUUACUCUCCCCGGCUAAGAGUCUGCUCCCCUAUUCCACGUGUAUUUAAUCUCUACAGUCCUCGUCUUCACUAUCAUACAGCUGCUAUUCUUGCAUGUCGCUCUGCCAUAUUUUUUGCUCUGUGUAUUAUAAUUCAUAGUUUUGUCUCUCAUCACAGACCUAUGUCACCCAUAUCAUGAUGAUCCAUAUGCAUGUUAAUUAACCUAUUAAUAUUCACGUUGCAUGCCCC